AAUUUUCGUGCGUCGUGCGCGCCAUUUUCAUUUUUCAUCCAUGGGUGUGCUGGGAUCUGCACGUGAUUCAGAAGCACAGCGUGCGUGGCGUUAAACCUGCUCAAUAAGGAAACGUGCAUUUCAUUAUUAUGUGACUACAUUUUUUUGAUAAUGGAGUAUCAUUGACGGUUAUCGGGCGUUUUGGACCAAAUGGCAGAUUUCCUGACAUUGGUAGCUGCGUACAUGGUGUUCUUCUUGUUGGCAAGCUACAUCAUUCUGUGUGGGGACAGUGAAUUUCACCGUCAUGGUAUUGUCGGGAAGAUACGCAGUGGAGUUGUACAGAUCAUAGCAUUCCUAUUUUAUGUCUGCUUCCCAGAGCGUUUGCAGAAUUUUGCCAGUGAGAUCAUCACAUAUCUCUUUUACAAAAGAAACCACUACAUCCAGGCUUUGUACAUAGCUAUAUUCUCGGGGGUCCUGUGGGUAUUUGCCACCCAAGUCCACCCCAGUGCCCAGGCACUUGAUCUCCCCUCAAUCUACAUCAUCGCUCCGUACGUCAGCAUGGCAGUCAACCUGGCCAUCUUUGUCACCUGCUGUCGGAGCGACCCGGGGGUUAUAACGAAGAAGAACCACACUAAGUAUGCCAGCGUGUUUAAGUAUGACGGUGUGCUCUACCAGGAGGGAACGCUUUGCCAGACUUGCAGGUUCGUCAAACCCGCACGAUCAAAGCACUGUGCUUAUUGUAACCACUGCGUCCACCGCUUUGACCACCACUGCUCCUGGGUCAACAACUGCAUCGGUGGACGCAACGUCCGUUAUUUCCUUCUCCUCCUUGCCAGCAUCGCGUUUGUGACGCUCUACGUGUCCUACGUCACCGGCCGUGUCUUGCAAGGAAUUGCAGCCACGUCGGGUGUCUGGCAGGCAGGCUACAUGGGGAAGGAUGGACAAUUUCAUCAGGUCGACUCGCGCAUAGUUUUCCAGCAUCUGUUUAUUCAACUACCAGGGCCGGUUUUCCUGCUGACUUCCCUCCUCCUUCUGGGCAUCCUCAUUACCGUCUUCCUCUCUUACCACCUCUUCCUCCUCGCUUCCAACCAAACCACCAAUGAGAGGUACAAAAGGUCUCGGGUCACGGUCGAGGUCACCGGCUCAGGAGGAAGUGGUAAAAAGAGAGAGCAAUCGUUGCGCCAAAGUCGCAAACAGUACUGUCCCCGUGCUGGGCGGACUUACGAUAGGGGAUUUGUGGCAAAUAUAUUGGAGAUCAUUUUCCCUCCUUUGUGACACUGUGUUUUAGUUUCGCUUUUAAACCCAUUAUCUCAUACCAUCUGUUUUCAAUUUUGAUUGGAGUUUUACUUCCGUUGUACAUUUUCAAUGACCAUGGGCGUCGCCAGGAUUUUUUCUAGAGGGGGCUAAACAUAUUUUCCCCAAAAA
This is a messenger RNA of Patiria miniata (bat star), 1404 nucleotides long. RefSeq names its product palmitoyltransferase ZDHHC4-like. The record is from RefSeq and is a predicted model, not a curated record. NCBI's taxonomy places the organism in Eukaryota, Metazoa, Echinodermata, Asteroidea, Valvatida, Asterinidae. Bases 190 to 1254 code for a protein of 354 amino acids. Gene Ontology annotation, cellular component: Golgi apparatus; endoplasmic reticulum. Gene Ontology annotation, biological process: peptidyl-L-cysteine S-palmitoylation; protein targeting to membrane. Gene Ontology annotation, molecular function: protein-cysteine S-palmitoyltransferase activity. The transcript is spliced from 6 exons.